Molecule: messenger RNA, 717 nt
Organism: Dictyostelium purpureum
Lineage: Eukaryota; Evosea; Eumycetozoa; Dictyosteliales; Dictyosteliaceae
Exons: 2
Coding region: 1-717 (238 amino acids)
Cellular component (GO): mitochondrion
Molecular function (GO): NAD(P)HX epimerase activity
Source: RefSeq, a predicted model, not a curated record
AUGAAAUCUAUUAAAUAUCUCACACAGCAUGAAGCAAUUGUAAUGGAUCAAUUAUUAAUGGGUGAUAAAUAUAAAUUUCCAACUGAAUCACUCAUGGAAUUAGCAGGUCUUAGUGUUGCAUCAAUCAUUCAAAAAGUAUAUCCAAAUAUUUCAAAAAAAGUAUUAACUAUUUGUGGUCCUGGUAAUAAUGGUGGUGAUGGUUUGGUAGCAAGUAGACAUUUAGUUCAAUUUGGUUAUGAUGUAGAAAUAUUUUAUCCAAAGAAAACCGACAAGAAAUUAUAUCAUGAUUUAGUUUGUCAAUGUAAACAUGAAGAUAUUAAAUUUUUAGGAGAAUUACCAGAUAAUUCAUUAUUAUCAAAAGAAUAUGGAUUAAUAGUAGAUUCAAUUUUUGGUUAUAGCUUCAAAGGUGAUAUUAGAGCUCCAUUCGACAAAAUUAUUGAACAACUUUCUAAAACAGAUGUCCCAAUAGCAAGUGUAGAUAUGCCUAGUGGCUGGGAUGUUGAAGCAGGUAAUAUUAAAAACCUCUUCACACCUGCUUUAUUAAUUUCUUUAGCCGCUCCAAAAAAAGGUGCUGAAUCUUUCGAGGGUAUCCAUUAUCUUGGUGGUCGUUUUCUUCCAAAAGAGUUUUUAAGAGAAACUAAUCUAACAAUACCAAAAUACAAUGGAUGUGACCAAUUUGUUAAUAUUUCAAAAAAUAACAACAAUAAUAAAAACUGA